This is a messenger RNA of Paracoccidioides brasiliensis Pb18, 579 nucleotides long. RefSeq lists its product as uncharacterized. The record is from RefSeq and is a predicted model, not a curated record. The transcript has 2 exons. Gene Ontology annotation, molecular function: DNA-binding transcription factor activity, RNA polymerase II-specific; zinc ion binding. Bases 1 to 579 code for a protein of 192 amino acids. Gene Ontology annotation, cellular component: nucleus. Gene Ontology annotation, biological process: regulation of DNA-templated transcription.
AUGGCCGCAAUUCAGCCACAUCUUCAACACCCGCAACAGGAUUACCAGCUCCCUCCUCCGCACGGUGCUUAUCAACGUCCUCCCGAUGUGUAUGGUUAUCCUCAGCCAACCUCUCACCCCCCUGUGGUAUAUCCAGCUGCCGCCCCACGACAGCGGACUGCAAUAGCCUGUCGAUACUGCAGGAGACGGAAGAUCCGGUGCUCAGGAUUUGAGUCCUCCCAGGAUGGGAGAUGUAGCAACUGCGUCCGUUUUAAUCAGGAGUGCAUGUUUACGCCGGUUUCGUCUCAAGCACAGGCAUUUGUGCCUGCCCAGGCAGUUUACAACCACUUCCGCGGAACAGCACCGCGAGGUGGACAUCGAGUUGAUGCUAUACCCUUGUACGGUGCACAUGGUCAGCCCCUUCCUCCACCGCAAGUAUCACAUCACCCACCCGAUGGGCCUCUCCCACCUCCCCAAAGCUUAUACCCCCCCCAUGCAUACGCAAGACCGCCAGUCGACGACCGCCCUCCACCACAUCUACAGCACCCGCAUAUGCCACCUGAUCAUGUGAGUGGCAGACAUCCCCCCCCUUCCCUAUAA